AAAUUAAAGCCAGGAGGGAAACCUUAUAAGGUUUUCUCCCUCCCCCUUCCUUUUGAAACACAUCGCCGUCGUCAUCUACCCUGUCAUCUCGCUGCUUUCUCAAGUCUCAGAUUACCUCUACACGAGGGCGCACCCAAUGGCUUUACCAAAUCAACAGACUGUUGACUACCCGAGCUUCAAGCUCGUCAUCGUUGGCGAUGGAGGCACUGGAAAAACAACAUUCGUGAAGAGGCAUCUGACCGGGGAGUUCGAGAAGAAAUAUGAACCGACUAUUGGUGUGGAGGUUCAUCCAUUGGACUUCUUCACAAAUUGUGGGAAGAUCCGGUUUUACUGCUGGGACACUGCUGGACAAGAGAAAUUUGGUGGUCUUAGAGAUGGAUACUACAUUCAUGGGCAGUGUGCAAUAAUAAUGUUUGAUGUUACCGCCCGAUUGACGUAUAAGAAUGUUCCUACAUGGCACCGUGAUCUCUGCCGGGUGUGUGAGAAUAUACCUAUUGUUCUUUGUGGAAACAAGGUUGAUGUGAGGAACAGGCAGGUAAAAGCAAAGCAGGUUACAUUCCACAGGAAGAAGAAUCUGCAGUACUAUGAAAUAUCUGCAAAGAGCAAUUACAAUUUCGAGAAACCUUUCCUGUAUCUUGCCAGGAAGCUUGCUGGGGACCCUGCUCUCCACUUUGUUGAGUCUCCUGCUCUUGCUCCUCCAGAAGUACAAAUUGACUUGGCUGCACAGCAACAGCAUGAAGCUGAGCUUGUGGCUGCAGCCAGUCAGCCUCUUCCCGAUGACGAUGAUGAUGCAUUCGAGUGAUCUGGAACUGAUGGAGGACUCUCAAUCCUUUUUCUUUGUCCUUUUAUGCUGCCUUUACUUUGUUGUGCAUUGUCUUCCUUGGGAUCUUCAACAAUAUAUGGUAGGGUUUGAUAAUUAGUAUUAUGGUCAGUUAUGGAAACCAUAGAUCUUAGUGGUUAGGUUUUCCUUAUAGCUAUUGAUUUGUCUAUGUAUGGUUGUGCUGGAUUGGUCUGUGAGAUUUGUUAAUGGAGUCCCAUGUGGGUGUUACGAGUUUUACUUCAAUCAAAGAAGCAUUUAUGCGUUUAA
This is a messenger RNA of Corylus avellana, 1087 nucleotides long. Its product is annotated as GTP-binding nuclear protein Ran-3. Lineage: Eukaryota; Viridiplantae; Streptophyta; Magnoliopsida; Fagales; Betulaceae. The record is from RefSeq and is a predicted model, not a curated record. Gene Ontology annotation, molecular function: GTP binding; GTPase activity. Gene Ontology annotation, cellular component: cytoplasm; nucleus. Gene Ontology annotation, biological process: ribosomal subunit export from nucleus; protein import into nucleus.